Messenger RNA from Aspergillus ruber CBS 135680, 774 nucleotides. Its product is annotated as pyruvate transporter MPC1. NCBI's taxonomy places the organism in Eukaryota, Fungi, Ascomycota, Eurotiomycetes, Eurotiales, Aspergillaceae. Gene Ontology annotation, cellular component: mitochondrial inner membrane. The record is from RefSeq and is a predicted model, not a curated record. Gene Ontology annotation, biological process: pyruvate import into mitochondria. The coding region runs from base 85 to 465 and encodes 126 amino acids. The transcript is spliced from 4 exons.
UGUCCGUCAACGGUCAGUUUCAGCGCAAGCUCUCUUCUCCCACUCUCUCCCACGUUUUCUCGUUUCUUUUUGAUACUUGGAAAAAUGGCCGCCGCGAUCAAGGCAAUCAAUGCGAAGAUCCGCUCCAACAAGGUUCUGGACUAUGUCUGCUCGACCCACUUCUGGGGCCCGGUCUCCAACUUUGGUAUCCCCGUCGCUGCUGUGAUGGACACCCAGAAGGACCCUGAAAUCAUCUCCGGAACAAUGACCGGCGCUCUCACCAUCUACUCGGCCACCUUCAUGCGCUAUGCCCUUGCCGUCUCGCCUGCCAACUACCUCCUCUUCGGCUGCCACCUUGUCAAUUUCUCUGCUCAAGCUACGCAAGGUUAUCGGUACUUGAGCUACUGGAACUGGGGAGGCCGGGAAGCUCAGCUUGCUGCGCGCGGUGCGCAGACGGGUAAGGAGGCUACUGAGGCUGGGGCAUAAAAGUAAUGACGGGGUAUUAUGGUUUUGAGUUUGUUUUUAUAUAGUUGUAUAGCUUGUAUGCAUGCAUUGGUUUCGGUACUUGUUGAACUGUGAGCCAUUUAGCAUGUUACGUUGGAGAUAUCCUCAAUUUAGCUGGACUAUAAUGGAUGGUAAGUGAACAGAAUGAUAUAUCCAAUGGAGAUAACUAAACAAACAAGAGUAUUCUAAAAUGCAUUCUGUAUUGACUAUUGGGACAUUCUAACAAGCCAUUCUACCACGCAAUGCUCAAAAACACAAACCAAAGAUACACAAAUACACAAACCGUCAUAU